CGCACGUACACGCACACUUACACACACACCGCCUUCACCUAGAGAGGCAAGUUCUGUUACCCCAUCUUAGAGAUGAAAAUGAGAAGGCAGGUACGCGAGGGGAAAUAAUCUGACGAUCCACAUCCAGUUCUUUUUAGGCCUUGUGGGCCCGGAGUUGGGUAGGGGGCACACCAGCUCCCAAGAAGGCCCUGGAAUUCUGUGCCCCCACAUUCACCACUUCCUUCUGCCCUGGAUUUCCUGGAAAGUGCUGCCGAAGUGGUGUGGGUGGAAGUCCUGUGGUCCCUCAGGUUGCAGGCUCUGCUGAGAUGGGGCCCAGAUACCUUUUCUGGACGGCCACAGUGGCAGCACUGCUUCUGAUUUGGGCUGCUUCAAGGGAAGUCUCUCGGUUCUGCGGCCACCUUGCCUACUGGAACCCUGACAACAAGUGCUGCAGCAGCUGCCUGCGGCGAUUCGGGCCUCCUGCCUGCCCUGGUGAGCACUAGAUGGUGCAGAGAUAAGGGCGCUAGGAAGUGGCAGGGCCUUGCUGGGCCCGGCGGCGGCGUGGGGCUUGUUUGGGGAGUAGGGGCGAUGAGUCUUAGGCAAGUAAAACUGGGGGGGUGGGUGGACCGAGCCUGUGCAGAAAGGGUAGGUUAGGAUGGGGACACAACGCGAACUUUCCCUGUGAGUGGGGAGAAAGGGCUUAGGUAGACUUUAGUGUGGGCAGCGCUUGGUGGAGUGGGUGGGGAAAGGGGUGGGGCCUCCUGCGGAUUUGAAGAGGGAGGGCCUGUGCUCAGAGGUACCUCUGGAGCCCAUGUCUCCUAGACUACGAGUUCACGGAAAACUGCGGACUCGAUGACUUCGGCAACACCGUAGCACAAACUUUCAGAAAAUGUUCUCCUGGGUAUUGCAACCCCAAUGGCACAGAGCUGUGUAGCCUCUGUAGCAGCGGAGCCACAACCCCCACACGCAUGGAGAGCCACAGUAGAACCCAGAAGCGGUGUAGAAAGAAACCCAUCCCUCCCAAGGAGGUCUGUCCUCUGACAACUGAAGAAACACGAGUCUCUAGCUCCCCAGUGCAGGGGCAGACAACCAACGAGGCCUCCGCCCCGCGCUCCCUGCUGCCCCUGACGGCACUGUUGCUGGUGCUCCCGAUACUGGCAGUGGUCUUGCUCCUUCUGUUCAAGAGGAAAGCCCGUUCCCACCCCUGUCCCAGCCUGUCUCUGGGAGACCCCAGCAGCUCCACACACCGGCCCUCUCCGGCCUCCCCGGAGGUAUUGGGAAGUAGGAGCACUGGGAAGACACCUCUGCUGCAGCUCUCAAGCUGGGAGCUUCAGAGCCUGGCCUCACAGCCCCUGGCUCGCCUCCUGGACGAGCUGGAAGUUCUGGAGGAACUGAUUAUGCUGCUGGACCCUGAGCCUGGGCCUAGCGGAAUCAUGGCUUAUGGUACCACACGACACCUGGCUGCAAGAUACGGGUUGCCUGCCACCUGGUCUACCUUUGCCUACUCACUGCGGCCCCAUCGCUCACCCCUGAGAGCCCUGAUUGAGAUGGUGGUGGCAAGGGAGCCAUCUGCUACUCUGGGACAGCUUGGCAUACACUUGGCCCAGCUAGGGCGGGCAGACGCACUGCAGGUGCUAUCCAAGCUUGGCUGAGUCAGGGUUUGCUGGGGAUUACUACUCAUUCAAUAAAGUUUCCCUUGAAGCCAA
Messenger RNA from Peromyscus eremicus (cactus mouse), 1685 nucleotides. RefSeq names its product IGF like family receptor 1 (gene Igflr1). The transcript is spliced from 3 exons. The record is from RefSeq and is a predicted model, not a curated record. NCBI's taxonomy places the organism in Eukaryota, Metazoa, Chordata, Mammalia, Rodentia, Cricetidae. The coding region runs from base 948 to 1631 and encodes 227 amino acids.